Messenger RNA from Protobothrops mucrosquamatus (brown spotted pit viper), 2058 nucleotides. Its product is annotated as zinc finger protein 850-like. The transcript has 9 exons. Bases 1 to 2058 code for a protein of 685 amino acids. The record is from RefSeq and is a predicted model, not a curated record. NCBI's taxonomy places the organism in Eukaryota, Metazoa, Chordata, Lepidosauria, Squamata, Viperidae.
AUGGUAAGACACAAGAGGACUCACGCAGAAGAGAAACCAUAUGAGUGCUCAGAUUGUGGGAAAUGUUUCAGUUGGAAUUCCCUCCUGGUACAACAUCAAAGGAUUCACACAGGAGAGAAACCAUAUGAGUGUCCUGAUUGUGGGAAAGAUUUCUCUUGGAAAUCUGUCCUCGUGAAACAUCAGAGGACUCACACAGGAGAGAAACCCUAUAAAUGUCGUCAUUGUGGCGAAAGUUUUAGUCAGAAUUCCUACCUGGUGAAACACCAGAGGACUCACACGGGAGAGAAACCCUAUGAGUGUCCAGAUUGUGGGAAAGAUUUUACUUGGAAUUCUGACCUGGUUAAACAUCAGAGGACUCACACAGGAGAGAAGCCAUAUGAGUGUCCAGAUUGUGGGAAAAGUUUCAGUCAAAGUUACUACCUGGUGAUACACCAGAGGACUCACACGGGAGAGAAACCAUAUGAGUGCCAAGAUUGUGGGAAAGGUUUCAGUUGCAAAUCCGACCUGGUGAAACAUCAGAAGACUCACACAGUAGAGAAACCAUAUAAAUGUUGUGAUUGUGGGAAAAAUUUCACUCAGAAUUCUCAGCUGGUGACACACCAGAGAAUUCACAUGGGAGUGAAACCAUAUGAGUGUCUGCAUUGUGGAAAAAGUUUCAGUCAGAAUUCCAGGCUGGUAAUACACGCGAGAACUCACACAAGAGAAAAACCGUAUCUGUGUCCAGAUUGUGGAAAAAGUUUCAGUCAGAAUUCCUACCUGGUGAAACACCAGAGGACUCCCACAGGAGAAAACUCAUAUGAGUGUCUGGAGUGUGGUAAAAGCUUUACUCAAAAAAGCUUCCUUCUGAUUCAUGGAAGGGCCCAUACCGGAGAGAAGCUCUACCAGUGCUCCCAAUGUGGCAAAAGAUUUAGCAUGCACACCAAUCUUGUGAGAUACAAGAGGACUCACAUUGGGGUGAAAGUCUUUGAAUGUCCUGAUUGUGGGAAAAGUUUCGCACGGAAUUCUGACCUGUGCGGCAAAAGCUUUACUCAAAAAAGCUUCCUCAUGAUUCAUGGAAAGACCCAUACCGGAGAGAAGCUCUACCAGUGCUCCCAAUGUGGCAAAAGUUUUAGCAUACACACCAAUCUGGUGAGACACAAGAGGAUUCACACUGGGGAGAAACUCUUUAAAUGUCCUGAUUGUUGGAAAAGUUUCACUUGGAAAUCUGACCUGGUGGUACACAAGAGGACACACACGGGAGAGAAACCAUAUGAUUUUGUUCGGAAUUCCAACUUGGUGAUUCAUCAGAAGAAUCAUACGGGAGAGAAACUCUAUGAGUGUCCACAGUUUGGGAAACGUUUCAGUUGCAAGUCUGAACUUGUGAAGCACCAGAAAUGUCACAAACGAGAGAGACUGAAUGAGUGCCUGGAUUGUGGGAAAAUUUUUACUUGGCAUUCCAAUUGGAAUUCCCGUUUGGUAAUACACUGGAGGACUCACACAGGAGAGAAACCGUAUGAAUGUCCGGAUUGUGGAAAAGAUUUCAGUACUAAGUCUAACCUUAUAAGUCAUAAGACUAACACAGGAGAAAUCCCAUAUGAGUGUCUGGAAUGUAGAAAAACUUUCAUUCGAAAGUGCGACUUGAUGAUACACCAGAAGACUCACAGAGGAGAGAAAGUAUAUGAAUGUCCAGAUUGUGGGAAACGUUUCACUCGGAAUUCCAAGCUGAGGACUCACACAGGAGAAAACAGAUAUGAUUUCAUUCGGAAUUCGUACCUGGUGAAACACCAGAGGACUCACACAAGAGACAAACCAUAUAAGUGUCUGUUUUGUGGGAAAAGAGAGAAACCAUAUGAGUGUCUUGAGUGUGGGAAACGUUUCGUAAGGAAUUCCAGUUUGGUGAUACACUGGAGGACUCACACAGGAGAGAAGUCUAGCCUUAUCAAUCAUGUAAGGUUACACACAGGGGAGAAACCAUUCAAAUGCCCAGAUUGCGGAAAGUGUUUCACACGGAAUUCCUCCCUUGUCAAACACAAGAAAUUCCACAUGAGGCGAAAUUUGAUCUCUGUAGAGGUAUCUUGA